AUGUCACAACCAAAGAUAACAGACUUUUUUGCAGCAGUAAAGAAAGUAGAUGAUACUAAGGAGAGAGAGGAUAAUGAUAAUGUUGUAGCCGAAAAUGAAAAGAGAGGGAAAAAGAGAGCUCAAGAUGAAGAAGAAGAUAUUCUCGAUCAAGAUACUGAAGAAGAGGAACAAAUUGUAGAUAAUAAUAAUAAUAAUAAUAAAGAGGAAGAAAAAGAAGAAGAGAAAGAGGAGGAAAAAGAUGAUGAUGAAGAAGAAGAACUAAAGAAAACUGUAAAGAAACAAAAGAAAUCAGAAACUACAACACCUUCACCAAAGAAAGCAGCAGCUAAAAAGACUGUAUCUCUUAAAAUAUCAAAGCAACCAACAAAAAAAACAACUACUACUACUUCAAAUCAAUCAGAUGAACAACCAAAAAGUACUAGUAUUACUUCAUCAAAAUCAUAUGAUGAUAUGCUUGAUUAUUUAACAGAUGAAAGUUGGAAGACAAAGAUUGAAGCAGAGUUUAAAAAGUCAUAUUUUAAAUCGAUGGUAUCAAAGUUGAAUGCAGUUGCCGCCGAUCCAAAAUCCAAACCAAUCUAUCCACCCAAAGAAGAGGUAUUUACCGCUUUGAAUUGGACACCACUCGACAAGGUGAGAGUAGUUAUCGUUGGACAAGACCCAUAUCACGGUCCUGAUCAAGCACAUGGUCUAUCGUUUUCAGUAAAGAAGGGGAUCGCUCCACCACCAUCACUCAAGAAUAUGUACAAAGAAUUGGAAACUGAUAUUCCAGGAUUCAAAACACCCAAACAUGGCUUUUUGGAACAUUGGGCUCGUCAAGGUGUACUCAUGCUCAACGCAGUACUCACUGUCGAAGAAAAGACACCAAACUCUCACAAGGAUUUCGGAUGGGCUCAAUUCACCGAUCAAGUCCUUCAUCUACUAAACAAGAGUGAGACGCCGAUUGUAUUCAUCCUAUGGGGACAGUUUGCACAGAAAAAAGCAUCAAUGAUUGACAAGAACAAGCAUCAUAUCAUUGCUAGUGGACAUCCAUCUCCUCUCUCUGUCAAAACUUUUCUUGGUUCCAAACCAUAUUCAAAGACCAAUACCUAUUUACAGAAAAUUGGUUCCGAUCCAAUUGAUUGGAAUUUACCUUUAAAUAUUUAA
Molecule: messenger RNA, 1143 nt
Organism: Cavenderia fasciculata
Lineage: Eukaryota; Evosea; Eumycetozoa; Acytosteliales; Cavenderiaceae
Exons: 1
Coding region: 1-1143 (380 amino acids)
Biological process (GO): base-excision repair, AP site formation via deaminated base removal; base-excision repair
Cellular component (GO): nucleus; mitochondrion
Molecular function (GO): uracil DNA N-glycosylase activity
Source: RefSeq, a predicted model, not a curated record